AGCCAUUUAAACUAUUUCAUUAUGGCACAUACAUAGCAGAGCUGGACCAAAGCCCAUAGGUGACGGUCCAGCCAACAUUUCAGCCAGAGGCUUGUUGUCAAGUCAGUCAAACUUAACAACCUCUAACACAGCAAUGUGAAGCUUCUAAUCAUCAAGACACCUUCCUAGAUUCUGACGAAAAGUUUCACCACAACAGAUUGAAGAUGGAGAAAGCAACGCAGCGGCUACAUCUUCUGUUCGCCAAUCACGAGUCCCUCCUCGCCAAAGACACUGGCUUACGUCUUCCUGGCACAAAGGCGAACCCUAAAGUUGUCUCUAGCAUUGACAAAACUGUUACGGAAGACAAGAACACCUUAUCGCAUACCAAACAUAGAGGGAUUCCAGCAACCGUGGCUGUCAAGGAGAUUAAGAAAACUGAUGAUAUUCAGAUCAGACUAAAUGAGCCCGAUGAACGCACCGCUUUUGAGUCGGGGAUUGAACCGUCUCCAUCUUUGGUUGCACACUCGUUUUGCCCCGCCGCAGCGAUCGUGAAACUGCCAUACAAGUACAUGCAUGGUGACACAGCGAGAGUGAUUGGAAAACGCUUCUUUGACGGAGGCCAGUUCUGGUCGAGAGAGUGGGAUCUGUAGGCAUUCGAUACUAUUUCAAGCGACCCUCCACCUCUAAUCCAAGUUCUCAGCUAUUACAUUGUCCCUUCUCGUGACCUAGCACCAGGUCCUCUGCUUUUGUUGCCUGCUUCCCAGGUACAACAAUUCCUGGAUCUGAUUAGCAAAGAGUUCAACAUUCGCUUGACUAUCCCCAUGCAUCCUGAACUGGGCCUACUGCUAUCCUUCCAGGAGGAAGGGAUGCCGCAGCCACAAUACCUUGGUCGUUCAUCGGAUAAAGAUGCCAAAGAUGAUUUGGUCUCCAAGGUUCCAGCGUUGCCUGCGAGCUCAAAGGAUUCCAUUGACAAGCCUUCUGAUGGUCCGGAAGCACCGGUCGACAUAAACAAUGCCUUUCGCCAAAGGAUGGAAGCCGGAUUAAGUGCCACCAGAAAGAGAUCAAAGGUCUCAAAGGAGAAAAGGCGAGCGGUUAAGAUCGAGAAACAACGGGAAUGGGUCCGAUCUCUGAAAAGAGCACAAUGUUAUCUCGGAUUACAUCCAUGUUGCUCAGACCGUACGAAUGACAGCUACGAUUCUGUCCAUCAAUCCAUUCAGAAAGAAGAGCUGGCGCGCUCCCUGCCACCUCUGGCCCUGGACAUGAUCGCACCAUUUCCCUUCGUAGACGAGCCUAUCUUCAUAAGCAUCGACGUGGAAUGGAACGAGCGCCAACGCAAACAAAUCACAGAAGUGGGUAUUUCCACCUUGGAUACCUUGGACAUUGCACAUCUAGCUCCUAGGCAAGGUGGAAAGAACUGGCGGCAAUGGAUUCGUUCUCGACACUUUCGCGUUAAGGAGUAUGCCCACAUUGUGAAUUGUGAUUUUGUAACUGGUUGCCCUGAUCAGUUCGGAUUCGGCAAGAGCGAGUUUGUCUCACUUCAAGAUGCUGGCCGGGUGGUAGAGAGCUGCUUCAAUCCACCUUAUUCUGCUCAAAUUCCUGUGAAAUUCGUCAAUGAGGAAUCCACUGACUCCAAGCCAAAAGUUACGAUUGAGACAGCAAUUGAAGGGUACAAGUUGCACCGUCGCAACGUGGUUCUUGUCGGUCACGACUUUCAGAGCGACAUUGACUAUCUCCGCAAUCUGGGUUGCAACAUAUUUCCUUACAACGAUGCGAUUCCACAGCCCCAGACAUCCUCACAGACCUUGAGCAGUCCGACCGCGCAAACACUGUUCUUAGAUACCUUAGACACGGCAAUGAUGUUUCUAGCGCUCAAACGGGAUGUACACUCCCGCUCGCUUGAAAAUAUCCUCAAUUCUCUGGGUAUACACGGCAGGAACCUUCAUAAUGCUGGUAACGAUGCCCGGUUUACCCUUGAAGCCAUGGUGCACAUGAUUAUCAAUGCGAGACUUGCUCUCGAUAAGGGGGCACAAGAGCUUUCUGGUGAUUACAUGGACUGGGCAGCGAGGCCUGUCACAAACGCAGACACUGCACUGCAUGAACUCGCUUGGCAAACUGAAGUUGAGCGCCGUGUCUCCGAGGCUGAUGCUACUAGGGAAGCGCAAAUCCGUGAUGAUUGCAAGAUCUGGGAGAUGGUCACCGGCUGGGAUAGCGAAGAAGGGCCAACUGCUGAUGAUAUUGACGGUGGAGAACCGAAGGGUUUCAUGGUCAUGUUAAAAUGAGUUUUGGACAGCCCCAAACAUCAUGGCUCGAUGGCGUUAAACUCUCGCUACGUUGAUGCUGUACAGAGGGCUCAAGCUCGUAUUGCGACCGUUGCGGUUUUUCAUUGUACGACAUCGAAGUACAUAAGCAAAUUGAAGCAAGUACAAAGGAUGCUUCUUUUAUCUUGUUAGGUGU
Messenger RNA from Talaromyces stipitatus ATCC 10500, 2433 nucleotides. RefSeq lists its product as uncharacterized. Bases 801 to 2258 code for a protein of 485 amino acids. Gene Ontology annotation, cellular component: nucleus. Gene Ontology annotation, molecular function: nucleic acid binding. Lineage: Eukaryota; Fungi; Ascomycota; Eurotiomycetes; Eurotiales; Trichocomaceae. The transcript is spliced from 2 exons. The record is from RefSeq and is a predicted model, not a curated record.